Messenger RNA from Perca fluviatilis (European perch), 1512 nucleotides. It is a transcript of the gene tyw3, whose product is annotated as tRNA-yW synthesizing protein 3 homolog (S. cerevisiae). Gene Ontology annotation, cellular component: cytoplasm. Bases 214 to 957 code for a protein of 247 amino acids. The transcript has 6 exons. Gene Ontology annotation, molecular function: tRNA methyltransferase activity. Lineage: Eukaryota; Metazoa; Chordata; Actinopteri; Perciformes; Percidae. Gene Ontology annotation, biological process: tRNA methylation. The record is from RefSeq and is a predicted model, not a curated record.
AAGCAGAAGAAGGAGAAUAAUAAUAAGAAGAAGAACACUCAGCAGCAGCUAACGUUAGCGCCUGUAGCAUGGAUGUAUUAAGAUAACUGUAGCCCGUAGCUCCGCCGUCAGCUGACGUUGUAGCGCCUGUAGCCCCGCUGUCAGCUAUCUUCAGCGCCUGUAGCCCCGCUGUCAGCCUACGUUACCGCCUGUAGCUCCGCUAUCGCAGGACUAAUGGAGAAAGGGUUCCGUCAGUGGAAGGAGCAGUGUCUCAACAAGCUGGACCUGAGUAAGAAGGGACAGGUGGAUGAGGACAUCUCACAUGUGGUGUCUCUGCUCAACGGCUGCGAGCAGUACUUCACCACCAGCUCGUGCUCCGGCAGAAUCAUCCUCAUCGACGGGGCUCAGAAACACGGCUGCGUUUGGCUGUUUGUCUCACACCAGCAAUGCCAAUCCGAUGACCUGAUGAGCGCUGUGGCCCGCUCCAGUGGAGAUGCAGUGUUGAAGUUCGAGCCCUUCGUGCUCCAUGUUCAGUGCAGGCGGCUGGAGGACGCUCAGCUCACGCACUCAGUGGCCAUCAACUCGGGUUUCAGGAACUCUGGUCUCACUGUCGGCAAGACAGGGAAAAUCAUCACGGCGGUCCGCAGCACCCAUGGCUUGGAGGUUCCUCUCAGCCACCAAGGAAAGCUGCUGGUGCAACAGGAGUACAUCAGUUUCCUGACUCAGAUAGCCAAUCAGAAGAUGGAGGAGAACCUCAGACGGAUCCACAGAUUCUACCAGAAUCUGCAGUCAGCGCUGCACGCAGACAACCUCCCAGCAGAACCACAAACGCACCACCGCAGUCAGGAGACCAAGAACCAAACAAGUGUGUACAAACGGAGGCGGAGGAGAGAACGGCAGCCUGGGACUGACUGUUGCCAUGGUGACGGCUCCAGCAUUGAGCCAGAGCUGGACGACUGUCUGGACCUGUUCACAUGAAGACGUUGACUGGAGAAUGGGGUUGCUCUUUUCGGAGUGUUUCAGUGCAGGCGAUCACUUUUAUUUCAGAGCGCUGGAUCACCUUGGUAACCUACACUGCUCCGUCCGCCGGCUCUGGAGCAGGUUUAAGUCCAUCGACCGUAUCUAAGAGGGCCACUUCCGCUUCCCCCCGCUGUACCAAGUGGAGCCAAAGUCUCCCGGAUACGGCAUCAUCUUGAGUCUGCGCAGUAGUGAUCGGGCGAUAAGGCCGCCAUGACAAAGUCCCACCCAUACACCCACCCGACCAAUCAGGAGUCGACUAACCCCAUACUGCAGCCAGCCACCAGCGGGCCAUCCAGAUGUUUUGGCUUCACAUACAGUCUUUGCAUCAACCCCUGUUUUAAGUCAAUAGAUGAGUUUAAAAUGUGUAAAUGGGGGGCUGUUGGAUCCAUCACUCACGGACAGAAGAAUAAAAUCAGGAGAGUCACUUUGAUUUCCAUGAUUUUACAGAUGAAACAUUGCGACAGUGCGAUCACAGCAAUAAAUAGAGCUAAACCCAAAACGGGUUCAACUACA